CUGUUGGCAGUGGUGGAGUGCAGCUAGCCAUGGAGAACGCUUUGACGGCCCGGGACCGGGUAGGAGUCCAGGACUUUGUCCUCCUUGAAAACUACACCAGCGAAGCGGCUUUUAUUGAAAACCUGCGGAAACGAUUCAAGGAAAACCUGAUCUAUACCUACAUCAGCUCUGUCCUGGUCUCGGUGAACCCAUACAAGGACCUGGAAAUAUACAGCAAGCAGCAUAUGGACCGCUACCGUGGUGUCAGCUUCUAUGAAGUCUCUCCUCAUCUCUACGCUAUUGCUGACAACGCAUAUCGCUCUCUGCGCACUGAGAGAAAAGACCAGUGCAUCCUGAUCUCUGGGGAGAGUGGAGCUGGCAAGACCGAGGCCACCAAGAAGAUCCUGCAGUACUACGCCGUGACAUGCCCGGCCAGCGACCAGGUGGAAACCGUGAAAGACAGGCUCUUGCAGUGCAACCCAGUCCUGGAGGCUUUUGGGAACGCCAAAACCCUGCGCAACGACAAUUCCAGCCGGUUCGGGAAAUACAUGGAUGUCCAGUUUGAUUACAAGGGAGCUCCUAUUGGGGGCCACAUCCUGAACUACCUUCUGGAGAAGUCCCGCGUCGUGCACCAGAAUCACGGAGAGAGGAAUUUCCAUAUAUUCUAUCAACUGCUGGAGGGAGGGGAGGAAGAGCUGCUCAGGAGGCUGGGUCUGGAGAAGAAUCCCCAUCAGUACCAUUUCCUAGUGAAGGGCCAGUGUGCAAAAGUCAGCUCCAUCAACGAUAAGAACGACUGGAAAGUGGUGCGCAAGGCCCUGUCGGUCAUUAACUUCAAUGACAACGAGGUGGAGAAUCUGCUGAGCAUCAUCGCCAGUGUGCUGCACUUGGGUAACGUGCAGUUUUCAGCCGACGAACAGAGCAACGCCCAAGUGGUCACGGAAAACCAGAUCAAAUACCUGGCCAGGCUCCUGGGUGUCGAAGGCUCUCUGCUCCGGGAAGCUCUGACCCACAAGAAGAUCAUUGCAAAGGGGGAAGAGCUGAUCAGCCCCCUCAAUCUGGAGCAGGCAGCCUACGCACGAGACGCUCUCGCCAAGGCUGUGUACGGGCGCACAUUCUCCUGGCUCGUGAAUAAGAUCAACAAAUCGCUCGCGUACAAGGAAAUGGAGAAUCCCGGCUGGAGAAGAAGUUCCUCCGUUCUUGGGCUGCUGGACAUCUACGGAUUCGAGGUGUUCCAACACAACAGCUUCGAGCAGUUCUGCAUCAACUAUUGCAACGAGAAACUGCAGCAGCUCUUCAUCGAACUCACACUGAAGUCUGAGCAAGAGGAGUAUGAGGCCGAGGGCAUUGCGUGGGAGCCGGUCCAGUAUUUUAACAACAAAAUAAUCUGCGACUUGGUGGAAGAGAAGUUCAAAGGCAUCAUUUCAAUUCUGGACGAGGAGUGUCUGAGGCCAGGAGAAGCCACGGACACGACCUUCUUGGAGAAGCUGGAGGAGACGAUCAAAAACCACCCUCACUUCCUCACGCACAAGCUGGCGGACGCAAAGACCCGGAAGUCUUUGGGCCGGGAAGAAUUCCGUCUCCUGCAUUAUGCUGGGGAGGUGACCUACAGUGUCUCAGGUUUCCUGGAUAAGAACAAUGAUCUCCUUUUCAGGAACCUGAAGGAGGCCAUGUGCAACUCGGAGAAUCCCAUAAUCAACCAGUGCUUUGAGAGAACAGAGCUGACAGACAAGAAGAGGCCCGAGACGGCGGUGACUCAGUUUAAGAACAGUCUCUCUAAGCUGAUGGAAAUCCUGAUGUCCAAGGAGCCAUCUUAUAUUCGCUGCAUUAAGCCAAACGAUGCCAAACAGGCCGGCCGUUUUGAUGAAGUUUUGAUCCGACAUCAAGUCAAAUAUCUGGGUUUGAUGGAGAACUUGAGGGUGCGAAGGGCCGGUUUUGCUUAUCGGCGGAAAUAUGAAGUCUUUCUUCAAAGGUACAAAUCUCUGUGUCCUGAGACGUGGCCCACCUGGGACGGAAGGCCCCAUGAUGGAGUGUCGGUGCUCCUGAAACAUCUGGGUUACAAGCAGGAGGAGUUCAAGAUGGGCAGGACAAAAAUCUUUAUCCGUUUCCCUAAGACGUUGUUCGCCACGGAAGAUGCCCUGGAAAUCCGGAAGCAGAGCCUGGCCACAAUGAUGCAGGCAAACUGGAGAGGCUUCCAUCAGCGGAAGAAAUUCCAGCAGAUGAAGAGUUCAGCCACCACCAUUCAGUCUUGGUGGCGCGGGACCCUGGGACGGCGCAAGGCUGCCAAGAAGAAAUGUGCUGUGGAGACCAUUCGACGAUUCAUCAAGGGCUUCAUUUACCGGAACCACCCUCGCUGCCCUGAGAAUGAAUACUUCCUCGACUACAUCCGCUACUCCUUCCUGAUGACCCUGAAGCGCAACCUACCAAAGAGUGUCCUCGACAAGUCUUGGCCAACACCCCCUCCGUCGCUGCAAGAGGCCUCUCGGCUGUUGAGAGAACUCUGCAUGCAGAACAUGGUCUGGAGUUACUGCAAGAGAAUCAGCCCAGAGUGGAAGCUGCAGCUGGAUCAGAAAGUGGUGGCCAGUGAGAUCUUCAAGGAUAAAAAGGACAAUUAUCCUCAGAGUGUUCCCAGACUGUUCCUGAACACCCGCCUUGGCAGUGAAGAUAUAAAUGCCAAAGUCCUCCAGGUGCUGGGAAACGAGACGCUGAAGUAUGCGGUUCCUGUGAUCAAGUACGACCGGAAAGGCUACAAGGCCCGGCCGCGCCAGUUGCUGCUCACCCAGAACGCUGUCGUGCUAAUCGAAGAGUCCAAAAUCAAGCAGCGGAUUGACUACGCCAACCUGACGGGUAUCUCACUCAGCAGCCUGAGCGACAACCUGUUUGUUCUUCAUGUACUCCGGGAGGAUAACAAGCAGAAGGGCGAUGUCGUCCUACAGAGCGAUUUUGUGAUUGAGACUCUGACCAAGAUUGCCAUUUGUGCCAACAAAGUGAACAGCGUGAACAUCAACCAGGGCAGCAUAAAGUUCACAGUUGGACAAGGCAAAGAAGGCAUCAUUGAUUUCACGUCAGGAUCGGAACUCCUCAUAGCCAAAGCCAAGAACGGCCACCUUGCUGUGGUGGCUCCUCGCUUGAAUUCUCGAUGACGAAUGUUGCCUGUUUGCAAGGACUUCCCUCUGACUACUUCCUGUACCUUUGGCUGGACCGUUUCCCUGCCACCCUUUCGGGAGGAGG
Messenger RNA from Euleptes europaea (tarantolino), 3207 nucleotides. RefSeq names its product myosin IC (gene MYO1C). Bases 30 to 3119 code for a protein of 1029 amino acids. Gene Ontology annotation, cellular component: cytoplasm; myosin complex; plasma membrane. Gene Ontology annotation, molecular function: actin filament binding; ATP binding; microfilament motor activity. The transcript is spliced from 31 exons. NCBI's taxonomy places the organism in Eukaryota, Metazoa, Chordata, Lepidosauria, Squamata, Sphaerodactylidae. The record is from RefSeq and is a predicted model, not a curated record. Gene Ontology annotation, biological process: actin filament organization; vesicle transport along actin filament.